Messenger RNA from Silurus meridionalis, 5947 nucleotides. It is a transcript of the gene utrn, whose product is annotated as utrophin. Gene Ontology annotation, molecular function: zinc ion binding; protein binding. The record is from RefSeq and is a predicted model, not a curated record. NCBI's taxonomy places the organism in Eukaryota, Metazoa, Chordata, Actinopteri, Siluriformes, Siluridae. Gene Ontology annotation, biological process: synaptic signaling. Gene Ontology annotation, cellular component: plasma membrane.
UCCGUCACCCAGGUGAUAACAGGACUCAGAUCCGGGAGCUGAGCCAGACUUUGAUCGAUGGUGGGAUUCUGGACGACAUCAUCACCGAGAAGCUGGACAACUUUAACUCUCGCUACGACGCGCUCAACCAGCAGGUGGUGGGCGUCAGGCGGUCCUAGAGAAGCAGUUGUGUACACUGAAGGAGCACGAGGCGAUGUUACACACACUUCAGGACUCGCUGACUCAGCUCGAUCAGACUCUUGCGUCCUACCUCACCGACCGCAUAGACGCCUUUCAGAUACCACAGGAGGCCCAGGCAAUCCAGGCAGACAUCGCAGCUCAUGAAGCUUCUCUGGAGGACCUGCGUCGGAGGAACCUGGGGAACGUUCCUGCUCCUGCUUCCGACGGGAAAUCAUCACGUGGAGGCACCAUGCUGGACCAGCUGCAGAGGAAAUUCCGUGAGAUCAACACGAAGUUCCAGCUUUUCCAGAAACCGGCCAACUUUGAGCAGCGCAUGCUGGACUGCAAGAGGGUCCUGGAGAACGCUCGCGCCGAACUUCACGUCCUCGAACUCACCGAUACACAUCCCGAGCAGAUUCAAACACACUUCACUGGCUGCAUGAAACUGUAUAAGACGCUCAGUGAGGUGAAGCUGGAGGUGGAGACAGUGAUUAAAACAGGACGACAGAUUGUCCAGAAACAACAGACGGAGAAUCCGAAGAGCAUGGACGAGCAACUGACUGCACUCAAAUUACUGUACAACCAAUUGGGAGCACAGGUAACAGAGGGGAAACAGGAGCUGGAAAAAGCUCUGUCUCUUUCUCAGAGACUGCAGAAGGACAGCGCCGCCCUGCAGGAUUGGAUUACGUCCACACACACACAGCUGGAGGAGAAGAUCAACAUGGGGGACAUGCCGGCUGACAUCGACGGGGAGAUCGGCUGGGCUAACGGCUUGUUAAAGGAAAGUGACUGUAAGAAGGCGGAUCUGUGUAAGGUGACUGAGAACAGCGCCACCCUGCAGGACAUCGUGGAAGGCAGUGAGGCUCAGCUUGAGGAUCAGCUGUUUGUCCUCAAUGAGGGCUGGCAACAAGUCCGGACUCUGACCGAGGACUGGCUCAGCUCUGUGCUGAAUCAUCAGAGAGAAGUGGAGAUGUUCGAUGAGAACCUGGCUCACAUCAGCACCUGGCUCUAUCAGACCGAGAUCCGCCUGGACGAGACAGAGAAGCUGCCCACGGCCGAGAGGGAGCGAGUGGUGAAGGCUUUGCUGAGCGAACUGGAGGCCAUGACUGCGAGGGUGGACGGGGCUCGGGAUCAGGCCGUCAUUCUGAUGACGGGCAGGGGGCCUGCGUGUAGGGAUGUGGUGGAGCCCAAGCUGGAGGACCUCAAUCGUAAUUUCCACAAGGUGGCACAGCAUAUCAAAACAGCUCAGUGCUCAGUGGGGCUGGAGCAUGGCCAGGUGAAGGUGCAGCAAGACCAAGAGAAGGUCCUGAAGGAUGCCUCUCUGUCCUCGACCGAGCCUCAGAAGUUUGAGGUGGAGUUACAGAAGGCUCUUAGCGCACUCGAGCAGCAGGAACCUGCACACACACCUGAUGAGGACAAGCUGAAUGAAGAGAAAGCACGUAUUGAGGAGGUCUUAAGGAGAGGCGAAGACCUGAUCCAGUCUGCGUCGGAUGACAAGCGAGAUGAGAUACGGCUAAAAUUGCAGCUACUACACACUCGCUACAGGGAGCUACGCAUCAUCCGAACUCGUCCAGCGGGAGAAGUUUGUGUUGACUCCGCCCACUCUUUGUCCCCGCAACCUCGUCAGGAAGAGCAGCGCGUGUCCCUCUCGCCGUCCUCCUUCCUGCUGGACGUCAACAAGGUCCUGUUAGCCAUGGCCGACAACGAGCUCCUUCUCAACUCAUCAGAGCUCAGCGGCGGCCUGUUUGAGGAUUUCUCCGGCCAGGAGGACACGCUGAGGAGCAUCAAGGAGAGUCUGGAGCGAGUCGGCGAGCAGGUAACGGCGUUGAACGAGCGCCAGCCAGACGUGAUCCAGGACGCCUCCAGACAGGAAGUGGAGCAGAUUGGGGACGCGCUGACUCAGCUGAAUGGCGAGUGGGACCGCGUGAACCGCAUGUUUAGCCAGCGCAAAGGAUCGUUUGACCGUGCCGUUGAAGAAUGGAGGCGGUUUCACUGCAACAUGAACGACCUGUCUCAAUGGUUGCAUGAUGCAGAACAGGCUCUGGCUGAAGAACCCAGACCCGAAGAAGAACCGGCGCAUACCCGCGCUCAACAAAAGGAGCUGGAAGACGGCCUUGCGAGUCACGAGGUCGUCCUGGUCGAACUGGUCCGAUCAGGAGAGCACAUCAUUACACAGCUGGCUUCUCCGGAUGGUCCCCUGCUCCAGGACAAGCUGGACAACCUGACGCAUCGCUGCGACGUGGUACACGCCCGAGUCGCCGAGCGCCGCCGAAGGUUAAUGGUCACCGAUCCCGCCGUGUCGGAAAUGCUACAGCGCAGUGCCGAUUUGUCUCGUUGGUUAGAGCAGGCAGAUGCCGCCGUGUCGUCGCUGCCCGCCACCAGCGCCGACCAAAACCUGCGCGACCUGAAGGCUCUGACUGAGGAGAUGGAUUUGCAGAAUGAGAGUUUGACCUGGCUGAACAGACAUGCAGCUCAGAUCCUCACAGGCUCCAACCUGAAGACUGCCGAGAGACAAGCUCACACCUCCGAACUCCGGCAGAUCAACAUGACCUGGAGCAAAGUGUCGCAGGAGUUAAUAGAGAAGGUCAGGGAGGUGGAGGCCAGGCUGCAGUUCCAGGAAAGGUUGAACGUCUUGAGCGACUGGAUCCAUGUCACUCAGCAGCCCCUGAGCGGACGCUCCGAGCUGUCACUUUCCGAAACCCAGGUGCUGGAGUCGACUGUGAAGGAGCGGAGAAAAGAGCUGGAGGAGCUGCUCACAUGUUCCAAUGAACUCCACAGGAAACAGCAGCUGCUUCCUCAGGAAAAGAGUCAAAUAGAGCAGUUGGCAGCAGACUGGAAAGGUCUUGAGCUGAGACUGAAAGACAGGACACCGGUGUCUAAGUCAACAUGGACACAUCAGAUCACGCAGCAACCCCUGUCUCCAGUGUGUGCUGAGGUUCAGAGGGCAGUGUUGCUCAGCGAGGCUCCUCUCAGUGCCGCGUGUGUGAGCGACCGGGCCACCGAACUUGCUGACUGGCUGCAGCUCAUUCAGCAGAUGCUCAAAUCCAGCAUCGUUACUGUGGGAGACACGGACGAGAUCCGCACCACCAUCGGCCGUCUGGAGGUGACUAAAGGUGAUCUGGAGCAAAGGCAUCCUCAGCUGGAGGAAAUUUUCACUCAGGCUCAGAACAUCAAGAACAAAACGUCCGACCUGGACGUGCGCACCUCCAUCACAGAGAAACUGGAGAAAGUGCGUGGCCAGUGGGACGGCACGCAGCACGGCGUCGAGGCUCGGCUCCUGCAGCUCGAUCACAUGACCACGCACAGCGACCAGUGGCAGGACCAGUGGGCUCGGGUCAAGUCUCUGAUCGGACAGAACGAGGCUCGCAUGUACAACCUGCUGCAGACGAGCCGAGAGCCGCUCACCAAGCAGAUCGGCGACAACAAGGCUUUUCUGCAGGACCUGAGCCGCGAUCACGUGACCGUGGCGGCAUUUAGUGAGCUGUGCGCUCAGCUCCUGCAGGACUACGCCGAAGACGACACGCGCAGGGUCAAAGAGGUGAUGGACAAAAGCGUCAUGUCCUGGAACGCCAUCAAUAACAGGGCGUCGGAUCGUCAGGCGGUUCUCGACUGGAGCUGAAACCUGCAGGUUUCUCUCAGGGAGCUUGAGGGUUUCCUCAAAUGGCUGCAGGAGGCCGAGACCACCGUCAACGUCCUGGCCGACACUUCACAGAGGGAGGAGCUAUCUCAGGACUCCAACCGCCUUCGAGAGCUGAAGGGUCAACUAGACGAUAUCCAGGCGGAGAUUGACGCCCAUAACGAUGUAUUCAAGAGCGUGGACGGAAACAAGCUGAGGAUGGUGAAGGCCCUGGGCAGUUCUGAGGAGGCCGUGUUUCUGCAGCAGAGGCUGGAUGAUAUGAACCAGCGAUGGAACGAGCUAAAGGCCAAGUCGGCUAACAUACGGGCUCACCUGGAGGCCAGCGCAGAGCGAUGGAGCAGGCUGCUGUCCAUUCUCGAAGAGUUGUGGAGGUGGAUCUGCCAGAAGGACGACGAGCUCACUAAACAGAUGCCUAUCGGAGGGGACGUGCCAACGUUAAUGCAGCAGCACAGCCACUGCUUGGCUUUGAGGGCGGAGCUAAAGGAGAGAGAGAACAUCGUGGUGAACGCGUUGGACCAGGCACGCAUGUUCCUGGCUGAUCAGCCCAUCGAAGGGCCUGAGGAACCGCGGAAGAACCUGCAGCCGAAAACAGAGUUGUCUCCGGAGGAGAAGGCCCAGCGGGUUGCGAGGGCCAUCCGGAAGCAGGCCGGCGAGGUCCGUGAGCGCUGGGAGAGACUCCUCGGACACGUGGGACGAUGGCACGAGCAGGUAGAACGCUCUCUGGAAAAGCUUCAGGACCUGCAGAGCGCCAUGGACCAGCUGGAUGUGCACCUGAGUCAGCCCGAAGAGGUCAAAGGUAGCUGGCAGCCAGUUGGAGACCUGCUCAUAGACUCUCUGCAGGACCACAUUGACAAAACCAUGGCGUUCAGGGACGAGGUGUCUCCUCUAAAGCACGAGGUGAUGAACGUGAACGUGUUAGCGAGUGAACUCACGCCUCUGGAUGUGCAACUUUCCUCCACAACCAGCAGACAACUGGACAACCUGAACACACGCUGGAACUUACUGCAGUCUGCCACUGAGGAGAGAUUGAAGCUCCUACAGGAAGCUCACAGAGAUUUUGGACCUUCAUCACAGCACUUUCUCUCCACUUCAGUCCAGAUGCCCUGGCAGAGAGCGGUAUCCCAGAAUAAAGUGCCCUACUACAUCAAUCAUCAGACACAGACGACGUGUUGGGAUCAUCCCAAAAUGACAGAGCUGUACCAUUCCCUCGCUGAUCUCAAUCAUGUGCGAUUCUCCGCUUACAGAACUGCCAUGAAAAUACGACGACUACAGAAAGCCCUCUGCUUGGACCUGUUGGACCUGUCCGUCGCUCAGGCCAUGUUCCAGCAGCACAAGCUGAACGUGAACUCGGCACAGCUGUCCGUCCCCGAGGUCAUCAACUGUCUCACAUCCGUUUAUGACGACCUGGAGCAAGAACACAAAGACCUGGUCAACGUUCCGCUCUGUGUGGACAUGUGUCUCAACUGGCUCCUCAAUGUCUACGACACGGGUCGCAGUGGGAAGAUCCGGGUCCUGUCCAUGAAGAUCGGCCUGCUCUCACUAUGUAAGGGUCACCUGGAAGAGAAGUACAAAUGCCUGUUUAACCAGGUGUCCUCGUCGGGAGAUACGUGCGAUCAGAGGCAGUUGGGGCUCCUGUUACACGAUGCCAUCCAGAUCCCUCGGCAGCUCGGGGAGGUGGCGGCGUUCGGAGGCAGCAACAUCGAACCGAGCGUCAGGAGCUGCUUCCAGCAUGUGAACAAUAAGGUGGAGCUGGAGCCGAGGCAGUUUAUCGACUGGAUGAGGUUGGAGCCGCAGUCUAUGGUGUGGCUUCCGGUGCUGCACAGAGUGGCGGCGGCUGAAACGGCAAAACAUCAGGCCAAGUGUAACAUCUGUAAAGAGUGUCCGAUCGUAGGCUUCAGAUAUCGCAGUUUGAAGCACUUUAACUACGACGUUUGUCAGAGUUGCUUUUUCUCCGGACGCACAGCGAAGGGACACAAGCUGAACUACCCCAUGGUGGAAUACUGCACACCGACCACCUCGGGCGAGGACAUGCGCGACUUCACCAAAGUCCUGAAAAACAAGUUCCGCUCAAAAAAGUACUUCGCCAAACACCCUCGUCUCGGCUACCUGCCCGUGCAGACCGUCCUGGAGGGGGACAACAUGGAGACGUGA